Molecule: messenger RNA, 3816 nt
Organism: Penicillium nucicola
Lineage: Eukaryota; Fungi; Ascomycota; Eurotiomycetes; Eurotiales; Aspergillaceae
Product: GRAM and VASt domain-containing protein
Exons: 3
Coding region: 1-3816 (1271 amino acids)
Biological process (GO): intracellular sterol transport
Cellular component (GO): endoplasmic reticulum-plasma membrane contact site; mitochondrion; cortical endoplasmic reticulum
Molecular function (GO): sterol transfer activity; sterol binding
Source: RefSeq, a predicted model, not a curated record
AUGGCUGAAUCUUCUUCUUCAAGCCUCAAAGGGGACCGAAGAUCACAUCGCUCCUGGACAAUCUCAGCAGAGUCCAGUGCAAUCGAGAGCAAUGGUCGGUCAUCCGUGGAUUCCAACACGGAGAGACCGAAGACACAAGGUGGAGAACCAGCAGAUACCAACCGGGCUGGUCCCAGUGGGUUUUCAAAGCUGCUCGAAGCACGUCGGAGGCGAAAGAAGAAUAAGAAUAAAAAAGACGAGGAGCCGCCAGUGCCCAGUGUUCCCCUGGACCACGAUCUACAAGCAAGCAGAUCCAACGAAUCUCGCGAUGGAACCUCUGCAGGCAGCUCAUCUGUUGCUGGAAGUGCCGCGGUACCAGUAGUGGAAGAUAUCAAUCUCUUAACAGAUGACUCCGAGCCGGACAGGACUCCGCCGCUCACCUCCCAUAGCUCGCACACCGGAUUUUACACGUCGUCCUCCCCAUUAAUCAAGACUUCAUCGGUAGAUGCUGCCGAUACUGAAGGUUCUCAAGCCGAUGUUGAGUCGGCAGUUAGCGGUCCCAGUGCUACUGGGUCGGACUCAAACCAGGGCGAAGGGAGAUCUAGGCGCCCGACACAAACUAGCCUAACGUUGGAUGUCCCCGGCGAUUCUAAUAGCAAGCGACGGAGUGCAUCUUCUGGGAGACGUUUAAAGGAUGCUUUCACCUCAGACAAAAAGGCACCUACCGAUGAUCCCGAGACUUCGUCAGCUAAGUCUGGAGGAAAUAAAAGCGGACGGAGUAUAUUUGGGGGCAGCCGGCGAAGCAGUCUCUCAUCUAAACGAGCUCAAGCAGCUUCUGAUGAAGUUCCUCCAAUGCCAGCACCAAUUCGCACCGAUCUGACAGAUGACAAGCCUCGUUCGCUCCAAGCGAGCCCCAUGCCAAAUACCCCUCCGCAUACCGCCAUUCCGGCUCCAGCUACAACAGUGACUCCUCCCACCCCCACUGAACACCGCCCUCUAAACCCGCAAAUUUUGUCCGACGAUGUGACCGAUUCACCGGAGUCUAUCAAGUCUAGAAAUUCCAUAUCCUCCGGAACUGGAGUCACUACCGUCAGUCCUUCUGGGAACAUGAUAUCUCAUCGACGCGUACGAUCGGCUUCCGCAGCCCAUGGCCCAAGCAAAUUGUCUAAUUCGGUCUCGGCGCUGACGCCUCUCGACGAAAAGACACCGGGCGCAAAGACCCCCAACCCACAGCAAAGCGGCUUUUUCUCUUCUGUCUUUUCGGUCGCCCAAAAUGCGGCUUCUUCGCUAAGCAACAGUCUGAAUAGCCAGCAGAGGAAUCGCCCCAGCUCUCAACCUACUGCGGCUGAUGUCGAUCAGACCCAGAUUGAUGGUCCUUCGGACGAGGGGGAACAGACUUCUGAAAAUGGAAGCAAGGGCGAAGAAAGCAAGCCUUCUGCUAUCGAGACUCUUGGCGCCGGAGACCUCAACUUCGGUCACCUUGAGUUCGACGCACAGCCAGGUCAGGUACUUUCAACCACCGACGGAGUGGUGAUCACGAAACCCGGCAGUCCGAUUGAGAAGCGCAAGAACACUGCUGUCUUUCAGCGGGAUGAGGCGGCCUCCAAGCUUGAAGAUCAGCGCGCGGCGCGUGCUGUUCAAGUGGCUUAUGAACGGCCCUCCGAUCUGUCGUUGACAGGUCCGCCAGUUGACGAAGCCCUGGAACUUCAAUCCACAAGUUCGCUCCCAAGAGAUCAAGCAAUUAUGGGUGAUCAAACUCCCCCGGGUGGAAGUAUCCUGGAUGGGGAUCUCACUGGUGGUAUUAAACGAAGCGGAAGUGUGCGCAGCAGACUUGCCCGGCGUCAUCGGGGCUCAUCUGGAGCAACAACUUCUACCAUUGGAGCAGCAGCCGCUAACGCAAUCGCAUUGGGUGCCCCUGGUGCUAAUUCGAGUGUACCUCGAUUGACUGGCUUCGCGGUUGCAAGCAAAAAGCGCAACAGGGACUUCCACCAGCUGUUCCGAAGCGUGCCUGAAGACGACUAUCUGAUUGAAGAUUAUAGCUGUGCGCUGCAGCGUGAAAUCAUCCUUGCUGGUCGUAUCUACAUCUCAGAAGGCCACAUUUGCUUCUCUAGUAAUAUUCUCGGUUGGGUGACGACUCUUGUGAUCAGUUUCGAUGAAGUUGUUGCAAUUGAAAAAGAGAAUACAGCCAUGGUCUUCCCCAAUGCAAUUGCCAUUCAAACUUUGCACGCUCGCCACACGUUCCGAAGCCUGCUUAGUCGUGAAUCAACAUAUGAUCUCAUGGUCAAUAUCUGGAAGAUAAACCAUCCGUCCCUCAAGAGCUCUGUGAAUGGAACCCGCGUCACUGGCACUGGUGAUAAGACAGAGAAAGUUGAGGACGAUGGGAGUGAUUCUGAGAGCGAAGUGUCCGAUGAAGAUGAAAUAUACGAUGAGGACGAGGAAGGGGACAAUGCCGACAGCUUCUUUGAAGCCGGUGGAAGUGCGAACGCCAGCGCAACAUCUUUGCCGGUGAGAGCUGGUUUAAGUCGCAAGGCAUCUAGCCUUUCUGCCAAUGCAGCAAUGCCUGCGUUCGGGCCAGCUAACGCUAGCACUGCAAAGAACGGCGAUAAGAGUGCUUCUAAAGACGCGCCGCCUGACUUCCCUGGUCCCGUCACCCAUGCACCUACUGAAUAUGUCGAUCCUAAUGGACAAUAUGAAAAGGUCAUCAAAGACGAGAUCAUCGCAGCACCCCUUGGCAAGGUCUACUCUUUAGUUUUCGGUCCAGCAUCUGGCGAGUUCAUGACCAAGUUCCUCGUUGAGAACCAAAAAUCUGGGGAGCUGCAGUUUGAGAGUACGGCGAAGGGACUGACGAGCGAAAGUCCUAUCCGGAAGUAUUCGUACAUCAAGCCUCUGUAUGGUGCCAUUGGCCCGAAACAGACCAAAUGUAUCAGUACCGAGAAUUUGGACCUUUUGGAUUUGGAAAAGGCCGUUCUUGUCACACUGAGUACUCAAACACCUGACGUCCCCAGCGGAAAUGUUUUUGCUACCAAGACGAAGUAUCUUUUCACUUGGGCUGCAGACAAUAAAACUCGCUUCCUCAUGACUUGUACCAUUGAGUGGACAGGUAAAAGUUGGUUGAAAGGUCCGAUUGAGAAAGGCGCAAUCGAUGGCCAAACAGCAUUCGGCAACGACCUAGUCAGGUCUCUCAACGCAGGGGUUGUUCCUCGCGGACGUUCGAACGGCGCUGGACGCGGCAAAGGCCGCCGCAAGAAGGGCGAUAGUGCAGGCCGAGAGUCCACCGCAGCUACGUCGUCGAAGGCCACCAUGGACUCGAACGUCGGAAAGGGCGACUCUUGGGGACUGUUCGAACCGAUUCGCCCCUUACUAGACCCCUUCACGAGUCUUCUCAGUCCGCUAUGGAGUGGGAACGUUGCUAUCAUUCUCAUCGGCAUUUUGCUCUAUUUGGCCUUUUUCAGAUCAUCGUCGUCGUCUAUGCUCGCAAAUGAAGUUGGCUGUCCCGGUUACAGCUUACCUCAGAGGCUGGCUGCUUAUGAGGAGAUGUGGCGUCGUGAAGAAACUGAACUUUGGAACUGGCUGGAAGACCGUGUCGGCAUGGAUGGAAUGGUUUUUCCCAACACAUACCGUGCGCCCGAACCACACCCGCCUCGCAGGUCAUCUGGCGGCAAUGCAGCUGAUGAGCGUGAGCUAGCCUCGAGGCUUCGUGAAGAGAAGGUCUCGGACCGUGAAAUGGAUCAUGCUAUCCGCACCACGCGUCAACGCCUCGACGUUUUGGAGGAAAUGAUGAACAAGCGCAACACCCAAUUAGAGGUUGACGAUCCAAUUCGGACAUCUGAAUUGUGA